Messenger RNA from Tripterygium wilfordii, 1249 nucleotides. RefSeq names its product PHD finger protein ALFIN-LIKE 1-like. The transcript is spliced from 5 exons. Gene Ontology annotation, cellular component: nucleus. Gene Ontology annotation, biological process: regulation of DNA-templated transcription. Bases 181 to 888 code for a protein of 235 amino acids. Gene Ontology annotation, molecular function: transcription coregulator activity; transcription cis-regulatory region binding; histone binding. NCBI's taxonomy places the organism in Eukaryota, Viridiplantae, Streptophyta, Magnoliopsida, Celastrales, Celastraceae. The record is from RefSeq and is a predicted model, not a curated record.
CCUACCAUCUAAACUCGUCCGUCUGUUUCGGUUUUCACGCUUACUUGUGUCUGUUUCUCCUCGAUCCAUCGUCAUGGUCUCACCGUUUUUUCUCCACUGUUCGUAGUUCUCUGGAAAGUACAGUCGCAUUUUCUGUAAAUUCUAAAUCUUAUUACGGAUCUUCAGUAAGUUGCAAUUGAAAUGGGCUCAAGUCCUCGAGCCGUAGAGGAGAUCUUCAAAGAUUUUAAUGCUAGAAGAGCUGGUGUUGUUCGUGCUUUAACUCACGAUGUCGAUGAAUUUUACGGACUCUGCGAUCCAGACAAGGAGAAUCUGUGUCUGUAUGGACAUCCAAAUGAAACCUGGGAGGUAACUCUGCCGGCAGAAGAAGUUCCUCCAGAACUUCCUGAACCCGCACUUGGGAUUAAUUUUGCUAGAGAUGGCAUGCAACGCAAAGACUGGCUUUCAUUGGUCGCUGUACAUAGUGAUUCUUGGUUGCUUUCUGUUGCUUUCUACUUUGGUGCUCGUCUUAACCGCAAUGAAAGGAAACGACUAUUUAGCUUGAUCAAUGAUCAGCCUACUGUCUUCGAAGUUGUAACGGAAAGGAAGCCUAUAAAGGAUAAACCAAGCAUGGGCAGUGGAAGCAAAUCUAAGGGUAGCUUGAAGAGGUCGAGUGAUGGCCAAGUAAAAACCAACCCUAGGCUCACAGAUGAGAUUUACGAGGAUGAUGGAGAUGAGCAAAGUGAAACCUUCUGCGGGAGCUGUGGUGGAAAUUAUAACGCAGAUGAGUUUUGGAUUGGCUGUGACAUCUGUGAAAGAUGGUACCAUGGAAAGUGUGUGAAGAUAACACCUGCUAAGGCUGAGAGUAUUAAACAAUACAAAUGCCCGUCUUGCGUGAAGAAGGGCAGAUAGUGCUGGCUAUCAGACAUAACUGGAGAGAACACAGAGCAUUUCUUCUGUUGCUGUAAAUGUGAAAUUGGAACGUCACAGUUUUAUGCAACUCAUAUGUUAGGUCGUUCACUUAUAAGGGAUUGCAUCUGAGAGUUCAAAUUCGCCCAAUUCCCUGCAAAUUCGUUGCCUAUAUGUCAACUUGUGUCUUAGAGUUCUUACUUUUAUCAUACAGACGAUGUCUGUCUGUAUAAUUACAGUUAUCUUAUAACUUCUAUAGUAAUUUAACCGAAGGAGGAUGUUCUUUCCACUAGUUUUCUUAAUCAUCUUGACUCCCUUUUGAAUUGUUCUGAAUAUGUAUUGAUUUCUUUAGCUUUUUCUCUUA